AUGAAACGUAAGCUUGGGCGUCCUCAGAAAAAAGGUGGUAAUGCUAAGAACGCACGAUAUGCUCCUACCAGUGUAACCGAUAUAGACCAACUUGGAGGUUUGUUCCGUUUCAAUAUCAAUGAAGUUCCUGAUCUAACACCCCCGGGAAUUCGUUAUGCACAGCAGAGACGAAUGCAUAUCAUGCAUGAGAGGAGAGAAAGAAAAGAAGCUAUUGAUCUUUUGGCAACUUCUAUCAACACCGAAGACUUUGCUUGCUUUAUUGCUACUGAUUCUGAGUCCGAUAUGGAUAAUGAUGAAGACUCUAUGUCGGAAAGUGAGGAUGUGGGAAAACCGAGGCCUGAGACCGUUGUUACUAGAACAGAUUUAUUGGAAUCAGUUAGUCCUGGUCUGAAAGAUGGAGAUAAACAUAAUAAACAUGUGGAUGCAUUACGAAACGUUCGAGAAAGGUUUGAUCCUAACGUUGAUACAAGCCGGUUAAGGAUAAUUUUAAAGUGUGACAGGAAAAGUGAUGGAAGGACUGAGAAUCUACCAGCUACUAAUGAAGUUGCUGCAUUGAUACCUGAUGAUUUCAAUGGUCAGGUAGAUGCACGUGAUAUCAUCAUCGAGUGUAAAAAGAUUGGGAAUCUCAAAAGGAUCAGUGAACUACAUCCUGCGUAUCUGCCUUUGCAAUAUCCAUUAUUGUUUCCCUAUGGUGAGGACGGGUUCAGACUUGGUAUCGAUAUUGGUUUUGUAGAUACCCAAGGGAGGAAAAGGUUGCAUAUUACUAUGAGAGAGUUUUUUGCUUACCGCAUACAAGAGAGGGUUGGUGAGUCACCAAUCAUCCCUUUAUCUGGAAGAUUGUUCCAGCAGUUUUUAGUGGAUGCGUACACGAUGAUUGAGACUAAUAGACUACGUUUCAUAUCAAUGAAUCAGUCUAAACUUCGUUGCGAAAAUUAUGACAAAAUAAAGAAAACUGUUGAUGAAGGUGACACUGAUCUUUCUGACAAGGGUAAACGUAUUAUUAUACCUUCUUCUUAUACUGGUAGUACAAGGUAUAUGGUGCAACAUUAUCUAGAUGCGAUGACUACUUGCCAGCAUUUUGGUUUUCCGGAUCUUUUCAUAACCUUUACGUGUAAUCCCAAAUGGCCUGAGAUUACCAGGCACCUAAAAAGACAUAACUUGAAGCAAGAGGAUAGACCAGAUAUAUGUACGCGAGUGUUCAAGAUGAAACUAGAUGAUCUCAUGCACAGACUCACCAAAGAAAAUGUGUUAGGUGUCAUAAAAGCCGCGAUCUACACGAUUGAGUUUCAAAAACGGGGGCUACCUCAUGCACACAUCGUUCUUUUUUUAGAAGCUGGUCACAAGCUACCAACUGGUGAUGACAUUGAUAAGAUAAUAUGUGCUGAGAUUCCUGACAAGGAUAUUGAUCCAGCGCUGUAUGAGAUAGUAGGAGAUGUCAUGAUGCAUGGACCAUGUGGUGCUUUGAAUAAGGAUAGUGUUUGCAUGGCUGAAGGAAAAUGUACAAAGUAUUUUCCAAAACCUUACAGUCCGAUCACUAAAAUAGAUGAUGUUGGAUAUCCUAUAUACAGGCGACGUAAUGACAAGAAAGUUAUCGUUAAAAAGGGUAUUGAAUGUGAUAAUGGAUUUGUGGUUCCUUAUAAUAGGAGUCUCACACUGCUUUAUAGGGCUCAUAUCAACGUCGAAUGGUAUGUAGCACAUUCGGAGUCUACGUGGACAAUUUUCCGUAAUCAUACUCACCAUCGCACGGUUUCUGUAGUUAAACUACCCUUUCAUUUACCGAAUCAGCAAAUGGUCAUAUACAACGAGGAUGAUCCAGGUGACGAGGUUAUUAAUCGUGUCUCAGUUGGUACGUCAAAAUUCAUUGCUUGGAUGGAGUGCAACGAUAAGUAUGAACUGGCGAGAACGUUAACUUAUGCGCAAUUUCCUACGAGAUUUGUGUGGAAUAACCCAAAGAGAAUAUGGACGCCACGAUCAAGGAGAGUUGCUCUUGGUAGAAUCACGUACGUACCCAUUGGGGCAGCUGUUCGUCUAUCUCAGGAGCAAGUUAAAGACUUUACUCUGGUCGAAAUAGAACUUCUUUUACGUGUAAGUGGAAGAUCCUUAAAAGAAUUCACACCUAUGCCAUUUCCUGAAGAUAUUACUCUGGAGUCACGUGAUAAUCCUCUUAUUCGGGAUGAGAGGAAUUACAAUCGCGAAACUCUUAGAGUAAGAAACGAGAAGAUGUUAGCCACUGUAACCAGUGAACAGAGAAGUGUUUAUGAUGAGAUACUAGAAGCAGUAAAUAAGAACAAAGGAGGUUGCAUCGAGCGGGAUUGCUGCGUUGUUAUUAGAAGGAGGCCGAACUGCGCAUUCAAGAUUGCAAUCCCUAUUGUGGUUAAUAAGUUUACCUUCUGUUCAAUCAAGAAGGACUCAAAUCUUGCCGAUCUGAUAAAGAUUGCUAAACUCAUUUUAUGGGACGAGGCGUUGAUGAUGAGUAAAGACUGUUUCGAGACCCUAGAUAGAACGAUGCGUGAUAUUUUAGAAGUUGAUAAGCCCUUUGGUGAUAAGGUCAUUGUUUUAGGAGGGGAUUUUAGGCAAAUAUUGCCAGUGAUUCCAAAUGCCGGGAAGACAGAGAUACUUAUGGCCACUUUGAAUUCGUCACCUCUGUGGUACAAAUACAUUGGUGAUGGUACGAUAAAUGACGAUGGAAGUGGUGAAGCCGUGAUUGAUAUUCCUGAUGAUCUGUUGAUUAAAGACUGUAAAGAUCCUAUAAAAACGAUCGUCAAAGAAAUUUAUGGGAGUUCAUUUUCGAAAGAGACUGAUCCUAAAUUUUUCCAAGACCGUGGCAUACUGAGUCCAAGAAACGAUGAUGUAGAUACGAUAAAUGAUUAUAUGCUUUCAAAGUUAUUGGGUGUUGAAAGGACCUAUCUUAGUUGUGAUAGCAUUGAUACGACUGAAGAAGUUGUCAAUUACAAUGAUGCAUCUGAAGUACCCUCAGAGAGUGUAGCCAGUAAGAAUAAAGGUGAUUCCAACAAUAUGAUUUAUACCGAGGAGUUUUUAAAUAGUAUCAAGAUGUCUGGUUUCCCUAAUCAUGUCCUGAAGUUGAGAGAGGGUACUCCUGUAAUGCUUCUAAGAAAUAUCGACCCUAAGAAUGAGUUGUGUAAUGGCACAAGACUCAUCAUUAUUAAGAUGGCUAAUUAUGUUCUCCAGGCUCAUAUAAUAACAGGUAGCAAGGUUGGUGAAAAGGUACUGAUUCCUAGGAUAUUCCUCUCUCCUUCGGAGAUGAAACUUCCUUUCAGGAUGAGACGCAAGCAGUUUCCUAUCACAUUAGCUUUUGCAAUGACUAUAAACAAAAGCCAAGGACAGACACUCGAAAAGGUUGGUUUGUAUCUUCCAAGACCGGUUUUUACUCAUGGGCAACUCUAUGUCGCUGUAUCGAGGGUUACAUCAAGAGAAGGUUUGAAGAUAUUGAUCACCGAUAAAGACAACAAACCACAAAACAAAACAUUGAAUGUCGUCUACAAGGAGUUUUUUGACAAGAUAUGA
Molecule: messenger RNA, 3525 nt
Organism: Eutrema salsugineum
Lineage: Eukaryota; Viridiplantae; Streptophyta; Magnoliopsida; Brassicales; Brassicaceae
Exons: 11
Coding region: 1-3525 (1174 amino acids)
Biological process (GO): DNA repair; telomere maintenance
Molecular function (GO): DNA helicase activity
Source: RefSeq, a predicted model, not a curated record